Sabethes cyaneus is the source of this 4408-nucleotide messenger RNA. It is a transcript of the gene red, whose product is annotated as lysM and putative peptidoglycan-binding domain-containing protein 1. The transcript is spliced from 3 exons. NCBI's taxonomy places the organism in Eukaryota, Metazoa, Arthropoda, Insecta, Diptera, Culicidae. The record is from RefSeq and is a predicted model, not a curated record. The coding region runs from base 351 to 1223 and encodes 290 amino acids.
UAGUAAAACGUUGCAAAGAAAGUGAUUUUUUCCUAAACUGUAUAAAAAGUGUCUCCUUUAUCUCUUUGAUGAAGCAAUAUUAUCUGUGCUGUAGAUUACAGUAGUUUGUCAUUGGAGCUUUUUCAAGUAUCGUGAACGAAAGUUCUCUUCAGUGUUAGUCGCAGAGUUUUCUUGAAAACUCUAACGUUUGAUAAGGGCAUAUUACCGAUCAAUACUUAACACUUUUGUCACCUCCGAACGAACCAACAACGGAGCUCAAGCAAUUAGCUAAUGAUUCUUCUUCUCGAUCUCGUUCGACAUCCAAUGGUGCACCUUCCUCUCGACAGUUCGUAAAACUAGUUUCGGAAGGUAUGGAGGACGAAACGAUUUUUAGCGAGAAGCAAUCAAUACGGGAAUCGGCCCGGGGAGCGCUAAAGAAGUACGGCAGUAUUUCUGGCACGGCCAACAGCGGGAGCGGUAACCGAUCGCCUGCCCUGUGCACCGAUGCGUUAAUCCGGCAUGACAUCGAGAAGACCGAUACCCUGCAGGGAAUCGCGCUUAAAUAUGAAUGCAGUAUGGAACAAAUCCGCCGUAUCAAUCGUCUUCUACCAACCGACACAAUCUUUCUGCGACCUUUUCUCAUGAUACCUGUGGGGAAAGAUUCACCCUACUAUCCGAAAGAUCCAUCGGCGAUUAUACGACCUAGUGCACUCUCAAUUCGGUCGGCUUCGGUUGCUGGCUGUCCGUCCAGUUCAUCUGCCUCCUCGACGCCGGUGACAGAUCAAGGCAUCAGUGAAGCUAGCGCUAUUUCACCAGAAGAGGAAAGUCGAAAGAAUAUGGAAGAGUUUCUUGGCAAAAUUGAUUCCUCAAUCGCUUCUUCCCGGAAGUACAUAGCGGAAUCUCAGAAAAACAGUGAAUUCAUGUCCAGUCAGAGCGACGAUAAUAUAUUCAGUUCCGGUGCCAGCGUCAAUAGCAGUGGGUACUACUCAAAACCACGGGCAUACUCGACGGCUUCGUCGUCGUCGUCAAUUUCAUCAUAUCAGCAGUAUCAUUACCAUAAUAUCACUGGCGCAACGGGAGGAACAGGUGCUAGUUCGUCGUCCCAUCACCAUCACAUUCGACAAAAUUCAUCAGGAAGCACGGCUUCUGACACGAGCCAGUUAAUUGUUAUGACCCAAGGAAAACGGGUACAAAGUUCACUGCAAAAGCUGGAAAAACAACAAGACGAACUGUUCGAGUUGUAGCAGCAACAACAUCUCCCGCAUGCCUCACAAUCGUCGAUGAAACCCAAUCAGCCUGAAUUGAAAAUGCUAGUUGAAUAUCGUCGUCAUGAGCAGUAUUUGCUUACUGCAGGAUCCAGUGACGAUUGUUUCCACUAUCAAGUCCAUCCAUCGUACCGGCAACUGGCAACAACGUUUGGAUCAGGCUUCAAAUCCAGAAUAAACAGUUUUUUAUCACUGUUGAUGAGAACCAGUCAAAACCGUGAACAGUGUCGGCUGCGCCAUCACCGAUAUCAUCGGCAGCAGAACGAGAUCAUAGAAGUAGAGGAACCAGCAAUCACCAGUCCAGUGCGAAAAAUGAUUUGCAGGACAAAGAAUUAAUUGCCGUUUGUUUGCGAUCAAUUGUCACACACAGAGCAGGGACUGCACAGUGAAUUGCGGCGCGGUAAGUAGUUGAUCACGGUAUAAUAAGGAUUGGUUGAAUGAAGAAAACAAUACAGUUUAGAUCAUCCGUACAUUAAAAUACUUAAAGCUGACUAAUGAGAUUCUUUUAGAGCAAUAGCCUCCAGAAAGCGAAAAAGUAUGUUUCUUAAUGAAUAUAGUGUGAUAUUUAAAGUAUAAGCUUUAACAGUCAUCGUUUCCGCUAAUUAUGAACAGCAAGGUUUUUGUUUCACGCGGCAGCAUACUGGUUCAGUAACAAAAACCACCAGAUGUUUCGUCUUUCAAAGCAAACUAACAUUCUCGCGUCCUGCUGGCUGGAUUUCGACACCAGGCUAAACAAGGUCAACACACACUCAGAUGUACAGAUUAGGUGAAAGUGUCUGCUUGUAUCGUUUCGCAAUUCUCGCCUCGCCCUUAGUAAGCAACUGUAUUAAAUUUAUCGACUAUUAGUUCUAUUGACAUUUUCACCAAAACCAGCGAACAAUAAUUAUACCAACGUUUCAUUUGCAUGUGAUCGCAGUUUGUGAGUAGUUUGAACCUGUCGGGUUGCUACUCAUAAAGUUAUAUUUACCCUACUGAAUUUAACUCAGCUAAUUUGUUACGAAUUAUAAAAAAUGAAAUUUUACGUCCAAUUUUUCGGUUAUUACAUCUUUACUUUUGUUAUAGGCAUGUAAGAAAAUAAGGGUAAUAAAAAUGGAGGUUUUGAAACGUCCCCAACAAUUCUGUUGCUGAAUAAAUUUCAAUAUUCAAUAUUCAAACCAAAUUUUGUCAUAAAUUGCCUAAUUUUCAAUACGAGUUUGCAAUCUUUGUCUCAUCAUGAUAGACCAAGGUCCCGGAAUAGUUCCUUUAAAAUUCGAUGUGUUGUUUCUUUGACUUGUCCUUCAUCACUUUUUACGUGUUUUCGACGUGAGAAAGCUACAGGCGCUGUUUCAUUUACAGCGAACAACAGUAAUCCUCACUUACUUUAGCAGCCGAGAGCACCCCGGUCUCUUGCCGUAUCAAGAAUUUGUCUCCAUUGUACUCGGUCCUAGGCUACUCGUCGUCAAUUAAUUGCGAUACGAUUAAAAACUGAGCCAAAAUCAUACUCUGCAUUCGGCAUUGUGUUACCGUGAACAGUGAUUCACAUAGCAACACUUGGCUUGGCUCUGCACCGUCGUAAAGAGAGAUUGACGCAUUGAUACUGGAUGAUUCUCUUUUAGAGAACAUCAGAACAGCUGGCCCUUAAAACACGAUUAAAGCGUAAAAGGAUACACUAUAUAAGAGAUCAUAGAUCGAAACUUUGGACGACAACCACACUCAGCAGAAGGAUGUUCCAUGUUAGCAAUUGGAAAAACGCGAUUAUUUUCCGAAGCGAAAUAAAAACGCGUGUUGGUCAAAUGUUUAUUUGCAAAUCGGUUAUGAAAGUAAACGUAAUACAAAGUGUCUUUGAAAAUGUAUAAAAGAAUAUCAGUUCUGAAAGAACCACAAAGCCGAAUUGCAUUCAAUCAGCACUAAAUAAUUAACUGACCUAAACGAAAAUGUGCUAUAUAUUUUUCAGUUCUACUUUGCAAUUAUUCAAUUAACAUGAAACACGAUCCGCGCUCACUGCUUGUUAUAAAACCUAGCACUUUUAUUGGAAGUUUUAUCCUUAUAAAUUAAACAUAUAUCAAAUAACGAAAAAAAAUUAAAACCGAUGCCUUUGAUGUGCUACAUUAGGAAUUACCUAACUUGUUGUAUUGGAGCACCCAGAAAUCAAGUGAUAAAUUAUCAUCUUAUAUUGUUCUGUAAAUAAUUCACGUAGGCUUUCACACUCUCAAUAAUUCGCAGUUCCCUAAAAAUCGUUUUGUUUUUCUUUUCUUUUUCUUUGAUUGAGUUCGUCAAAACUAAAUGAAAACAAUGAAAAAUAAUAACGCAGUUUGCAAUGAUAAUCAUCACAAUUAUUCAUCACGAAAUAUGCAAUUGAUUAGUGUGCUAAUUGUUUUCCUUCAGAAGUUGCUCACUACCGCCCAUAACGUAAUUUGUAGUUACUAGAAUCACCUAAACCAAGCAAAAGCAACACUUUAACCAGCCCAAUUUGUGAUAGCUCUUGGUUCUGAUGUUAGAUUCCGUGCAAUCAGAGAGUUCCCACGUUGCUUCGACCGUCACUUGUAUUGUAAUUUUCUAUCAUCUAUCUGAUCUGAGCCACACGAACUAUAAUAAAUGAGAUUCAGUGCCCACUCAUAUUUAUGGUUUCGUUAUACCUUAAAGAAUGGUGCAAUUUGUUGUAGAACCGUUGUCUAAGUAUUAUAGCUUGUUAACGCAAAACAUUUAAUCGCGAUGGAAUGAGAAUAAUCACUAAACACACAAGCGAAUCAAUAGUUAUAACACAAGCAAAACGUACUAUGCUUAAUCGCGUCAGUAAAAGUAGCGAGAAUAAAUAAUGGAUUUAAAAACCACAUUGAUGAUACAUUAAGUGUAAAUACCAAAAAAAGGGUGCACCAGACCAAACAAGAGCGAAAUAGUUAUCUAUUAGUUUGCGAAAACUGUGUGGAAUAAAUUUCGAGGAUUGUUCAGGGAAAAGUCAUCUGAGAGAUAUGAUCUGAAAGGAAACCAAAAUUUGUAGUAAUUAUUUUAAAGGAAAAUUAAACUAUAGAUAGUCACCUAAUACUGUAAUAGCAAUCGAGCAAUCGAACUAAACUUUGGGUAAACAUGAAUAGAGCUAAAGUUGUUGAAUAUAUUCAUGAAUGUAAGUGUAAAUUUGUGUAUAUAUUUGUAGUGGAUGGAGAGCCUACUAUAUAUAACGUAUAUGA